Penicillium griseofulvum is the source of this 1857-nucleotide messenger RNA. Its product is annotated as glycoside hydrolase family 32 protein. The transcript has 2 exons. Lineage: Eukaryota; Fungi; Ascomycota; Eurotiomycetes; Eurotiales; Aspergillaceae. The record is from RefSeq and is a predicted model, not a curated record. The coding region runs from base 1 to 1857 and encodes 618 amino acids. Gene Ontology annotation, biological process: sucrose catabolic process. Gene Ontology annotation, molecular function: sucrose alpha-glucosidase activity.
AUGAAGCUAUCAGGUUCAGUCACCGUGGGUUUGGCGAGCUGCGCAUUCGCCCAUAAAUCUCAAAUUGACUACAACUCCGCUCCCCCAAACCUUUCUACCUUGUCAAAUGCAUCCCUUUUCGACACAUGGAGACCCAAGGCCCAUCUGCUCCCUCCAUCUGGAAAGAUAGGCGACCCUUGUGGUCAUUACACCGAUCCUAAGACUGGCCUCUUCCAUGUGGGCUGGCUUCACAACGGAAUUUCAGGAGCUACGACCGAUGAUCUUGCUACCUACAAAGAUCUCAAUCCCGAUGGAGCCCCUUCGAUCAUUCCGGGAGGAAAGAACGACCCCCUUGCCGUUUUCGACGGUUCCGUCAUUCCAAGUGGUAUCAACGGGAUGCCAACUCUUCUAUAUACUUCUGUAUCAUAUCUCCCAAUUCACUGGUCUAUUCCCUACACCCGGGGAAGCGAGACCCAAUCACUAGCCGUUUCCUAUGAUGGUGGACGCAAUUUCACCAAACUUAACCAAGGCCCGAUGAUCCCCUCGCCUCCGUUUGCUGUUAAUGUCACCGCUUUCCGUGACCCUUACGUUUUCCAGAGUCCAGCUCUGGACACAGCUGCCAACAGUACACAAGGAACUUGGUAUACCGCCAUCUCUGGCGGUGUCCACGAUGUUGGACCUUGCCAGUUUCUCUACCGCCAACACGAUGCGGAUUUCCAAUAUUGGGAAUAUCUCGGGCAAUGGUGGAAUGAGCCCGCCAAUACAACUUGGGGAACUGGUGACUGGGCCGGAGGUUGGGGAUUCAACUUUGAGGUUGGCAACGUUUUCAGUCUGAACGCAGACGGGUACAGCGAGGACGGCGAAAUCUUCAUGACCCUCGGUACUGAGGGUUCCGAGCUCCCCAUCGUUCCUCAAGUCUCUUCAAUUCAUGAUAUGCUGUGGGUGGCCGGAAAGGUCACAAAUGAUGGCUCGAUCACCUUCAAGCCAACCAUGGCGGGUGUGCUUGACUGGGGCCUGUCGGCGUACGCUGCUGCGGGUAAGGUUUUGCCAGCGAGCUCUCAGGCUGCUAUAAAGAGCAGUGCACCCGAUCGUUACAUUACCUACAUCUGGCUCACUGGAGAUUUCUAUGAGCUAGCGAAAGGAUUCCCUACCGCUCAACAGAACUGGACAGGAACCCUCUUGCUCCCGCGGGAGCUCAAUGUCCGCACUAUCCCCAAUGUGGUAGAUAACAAACUUGCGCGUGAGUCGUUGUCAUCGUGGCGUGUGGCCCGCAAGGGACAUGGUCAAAUUGACCUCGAGACUAUGGGAAUCUCAAUUGCUAGAGAGACCUACAGCGCCCUGACGUCUGGAUCGUCUUUUGUGGAGUCUGGUCGAACAUUAUCAAAGGCUGGAUCGGUAACAUUCAACACCUCACCCUCAACCAAGUUCUUCGUCCUCACAGCCAAUGUCACUUUCCCGAAGUCUGCUCGUGAUUCCGAUAUUCAAGCCGGUUUCCAGAUAUUGUCCUCCAAUCUUGAAUCCACAACUAUCUACUAUCAAUUCUCCAACGAGUCCAUCAUCGUCGACCGUAGCAAGACAAGUGCUGCAGCGCAAACGACUGAUGGAAUUAGCAGUGACAAUGAGGCAGGCCGUCUGCGGCUCUUUGACAUCUUGCACAACGGACAAGAACAAAUUGAGACAUUGGAGCUCACCGUUGUGGUGGAUAAUGGAGUCCUAGAAGUAUAUGCCAAUGGACGCUUUGCUCUAAGCACUUGGGCUCGGUCAUGGUACGCCAACUCGACUGAAAUUAACUUCUUCCACAACGGCGUGGGAGAAGCGACAUUUGGAGAUGUGACGGUUUUUGAGGGACUGUACGAUGCCUGGCCACAAAGGAAGUGA